UGGCUUCUUACUGCUCUAGGGGCAGGUGUUGCUGAAUGCUACAGAGCUGCAUUCUGUCUCAGGCUAUCCGUCCUAAGCCAUCAACUUCACAAGACCAGCCAUGGAAGCCCCGCUGAUUAUCAUCUUCAGCUGCCUGGUCCUGCUUCACGCAGAGGACAAGGCCUGCCCGACCAAUCAAUACACAGACAGCGGGGAGUGCUGCCGAGCCUGUGGAGUGGGAGAGGGAGUGAUACAACCAUGUGGGGCAAACCAGACUGUUUGCGAGACCUGUCUUGACAGUGUCACCUACUCGGACGUGAACAGUCACAUUGAACCAUGCAAGACCUGCACUGAGUGCUCGCCAAACAAGCGUAUGCAAGCGCCAUGCGUGGAGACAGACGACGCAGUUUGUGUUUGUGCAUAUGGAUACUUUCUGAGCGAGGAGACGGGAGACUGUGAGCCUUGCCAGAGCUGCAAAAAAGGCAGGGGAAUGAUAUUAUCCUGCUCAACGUCCCAGGACACUGUGUGCGAGGAGUGCCCCGAAUGGACUUACUCCGACGUAGACAAUAACAUGGAUCCUUGCCUGCCAUGUACCAUCUGCGAAGAUGGUGAGAUAACACUGGAAGAGUGUACAUUCACCUCUGACACUGUGUGCUACGACCCGAACCCUCGUGUCGCCUCAGUGACGCCUUAUCUGCUGGAAACGGAAACGCCAAUGUUGGGAAGCACGGUCUCGGGUCUGGAGUUAAGUAACACAACUCCUAGAAGCUCAGAGCCGGUCCACCCAAGUGGGGCAGCCGAGAACCUGAUACCAGUCUACUGCUCCAUCCUGGCAGCUGUUAUUGCGGGGCUGGUAGCAUUCAUAGUCUUCAAAAGGUGGAACAGCUGUAAGAAGAACAAACAAGGAGGUAACAGCCACCCGGUGAAUCAGACGCCAUCUCCCGAAGGAGAGAAGCUGCACAGUGACAGCGGGAUCUCUGUUAACAGCGACAGCACGGCAGAGCAACCUGCUGGACAUACUCAGGGUAAAAAUGACCUCCAUCUUUAUAACAACCUUUCACCCCACAAACAAGAAGAGGUGGAAAAACUUCUUACUAGCUCCCUGGAGCAAACUUGGAAGUCUCUGGCUGGAGAACUUGGCUACCAAGAUGACCUGAUAGACUCAUUCACUAAAGAAGAGUUCCCGGUACGAGCUCUGCUUAGCGAUUGGUCCGGCAAGGACAGUGCUACGACUGACGCUCUGUAUUCUGCCCUCCGCAAAAUCCAACGGGAGGAUAUUGCCCAGGGCUUGUACAGCGACUCCACUGCUACCUCACCAGUGUGAGCAAGAAAGAAAGAGAAGUACUGGGACAGAAGGAAGAUGUUCACGUUGAGUCCACCCGACAGAACAUACCGCCCAAGAAGUGAAGGAAAGUUUGUCCCUUCUCCCCUGAAAUCCCCCAACAUCCCUUUUUACCCAGUAUUAACGGUCAAUCCGUCUGCACUGAAGCAUUAUUUUCAGUAUUGUGGUGUGUAAUCUUCUUCUCUAUGGACCUCUUAAGUCCAGGAUCUCCAGGUCUUCUCGCUAGGAUGGACAUUAAGACGUUGAGAUAAGGAAUCACGAACUGUGGAUGUUGAAACAUUCUUCUGAGAAUUUGAAAGGUUCACUCCACCCCUCCCCCCCUUCCAAACCCUUUUAUAUUCUAGACUUUUUUCUUGUUUUUCAGAGGCCUCCACUGGUGACCCAACAAAAGUGUCUGCCACCCUUUGUAGCCUUGUUAAAAGGGAGUUUGUGUGCUGUGCUUAACAACAGGGUAUAGUGACACUGAAACUGCCAUGUUUUCAAGGUUGUGUCACACACGCACUUAAAAGGACUAUACCACAUUCAACCCAAAGAUUGCGGCACCCUAAAGCUAGUAUUACUGUCCAUUCAAUGUGUCACUCACAGAUGCACAAACCGUUCCGAAUACUCAGAUAGCUAUAAAACGCUUUCAGUGCCACAAACUGAGAGCUGGUAAUAUGCGUUCCGUCACAUUCUUCCUCACCAAAAGUGUUCUUCUACCAUAGCUACAUUGUUACACGUGCCACGUCCACUCAGAUACUAUACGCACAAUGAAAAUGUAUUUAUUAUGACGGUGUGUUAGACCUAGAUGGUGGAAACCAUGGUAUUGAGGGAAUUCCUCCCUUUUAAGCAGACAUACCUGACAUUUGUUUAAAAAUUUAAAAGAUUCAAAUUUAAUAAUGAAUUCCAGAUUGAGGAGGCCACCAGGAGCCAGUCUUUACACCUGGCACCAUCAAAAUGACCAAGAUGAUGCUAAUCAUCUGACCCACGUGUCUGUAAAACAUGUAUUUGUUAUGUAGUGAGUCUGGCCAUUCUUUCUUAGAAUUCCAUAAGCAGUGUGGGCUGGUUGGAUUUUAUAAUUGCUAAUUCUACCCUUAUUUUUUAUCAAGAUGGUAGAUAAUGUUUGGAGAACCCUGUGAGUAUCGCGCUACCAAUAAUGAUGUUAUUGCAUGCAAGCUGCGUUUCCACUGCGAACAACAACAUACAGUAUAAUGAACCUUGUCAGGGUUAGGAGGAGAGGUCAAGAUGAGAAAACCCUACAAUUAUCUUUAAAAACUUGCUGUAGUAGACUUUUACUGUGUUACUCAUAUACAUAUACACCUCAUCAUUUUAAUAUUUGCUUUAGAUAUUCUUAACCAAUUCUUAUGUGUUCAUUUUGUUAUUUUGCACCCAUGAGUUGGUUAAGCCAUUUCUAACUGGUACACCCAGCACCAAUAUAGCCAUAUGCAGAAUAUUACGCAAAAAAAAAAAAAAAAGAUUGUAUCACACACUAGGAAGUACAACAUUUUAACUGAAGUGCCUAAUAUACAGGUCAUAUAGUCAUCUGUCAUCAUAUAUUCCAAUGUAUCCAGAUUUAGGACGCUUUUAAAAUAUUGAUGAUCUUAAACCAGCCACCGACAAUUUAAUAAUCCUGACAACCGUAAUACAUCUUUAGCUGAAAAGCCACAAGUCUCAGAUAAGCGCCAAAUAUUUUCAUUUGUGGGCUACCGAUACCUAAAAUGGUUAUGCCAAAGGCCAUGGCCCCUUGAUUCAAUCCCUAUAGAAUGUCUGUGCCGGUAACACUGAGAUUCCCAUUAGACUAUCCAAGCCAUUGGACUCCAUUUGGAUAGCCUUGAUAUAGAGGGCGCAGAUGUUUCAUACACACAUCUACAAGUUACCCAUAAACGUUCACAAUAAGAUUGACCAAAAGAUUAAAAAUUGCAAUUUCACGUACUAUCUGCCACUAAAAUGCUUGGCAGCAUCCAUAUUGGCAGAGAAUUAAAGUGACAGCCAUCUUUAUUACCUCCAACCUGUGAGAUGCUCAGGGAUUUAAUGAACUUAAAUCGCGUGAUUUAUGUACAAAGAGAAGGGACCUGACACUUGUGAGUUACGCUAUGUUACAGGCGAAUAUUCUCAUCACUGUGCGCAUCGGAUAAUCUUAUCAGCUCCUCACCUUCACCUAUACUCUGCCGGUGACAUUGUGCUUGUUGGUAAGAGAUUGCUACUGACGUGGGAAAACUGAGUACGGCUUUCUUAAGCUUCCCUGGUUGGGAUCGUAACACUAAAGAACAUUUAAAAAAAGGGAAUUGUAGAAAACUGAUGAUCUAAAUGUUUUAUAUAAUCUAACUAUUCUUUAUAACUUCUUCCAAUAAGGCAUUAUGUAGCUCAUUGUAACUUACCCCUGUAAUUUCUCCUAUUACGCAAUAGCCCCCUAUUAAACCUUAUAACAUCUCUCGAUAACCCCUCCUAUUACUCCCUAUAACCCCUCCCUAUUACUCCCUAUAACUUCUCCUAUUACUGGUUGUAUAUCGCUCUCCGAUGUUCCACAUACCCCUUUGCAGUGUUACAAGCGGUAACGAAACACUAUAGGCGAUACAUCGUUGCCUCAAAA
Spea bombifrons (plains spadefoot toad) is the source of this 3890-nucleotide messenger RNA. RefSeq names its product nerve growth factor receptor (gene NGFR). Gene Ontology annotation, molecular function: nerve growth factor binding; death receptor activity; coreceptor activity. The record is from RefSeq and is a predicted model, not a curated record. The coding region runs from base 101 to 1303 and encodes 400 amino acids. The transcript has 6 exons. Gene Ontology annotation, cellular component: cell surface; plasma membrane. Gene Ontology annotation, biological process: Rho protein signal transduction. NCBI's taxonomy places the organism in Eukaryota, Metazoa, Chordata, Amphibia, Anura, Pelobatidae.